CCCUCUUUCAGUUGUAUUUAAACCCAGGCACCCACUAAAGUUCAUAAAUUUCCAGCAUUAGAGUGAAAAAUGUCUAUGCUGAAAAGUUCCGUGUUUGUGGGGUUUCUCUUGUUUGCUCUCUUCCAUAUGAGCCAUGCUGCCUGCUGGAGUGGAAUACAGAAACCAGGCAUGACUCACUGUAAGGAUACUUUGGAUAACAAGUGGCAUCCAGUCGGAUCCACCUGGAAUAACAAACUGUGUCAAAGAUGCACAUGCACAGCUCAUUCCAUGGGAUGCUGUGAUGGAUGGCCAACAAGUGUGUCUGGAGGUUGCAGCAUUAAAUAUGAUUAUGAAACAUGUACAUAUGAACUGAUUCAUCUGGAUAAAAGUGUUCCAUGUGGCGCUGCUGGGAAGUGAUUGUCAAGAUAAACUGAAUUAAGGUCAUCACAAAAAUAAUACAAUGAUAACUUUGAUUAAACUUUGAUCGUUAAAGCACAAUAAAGCAUUGUAGACUUACAUUAUAUGGUUUAAUAAUACAAUAUACAGGCUAAGCCCUAGAGUUUAAUAGAAGACAAUCCUGGAUCAAGUACAGAAAAAUAUAUGAAUGAGUUCUAAAAUAAAAGUUGGCUAUGACAGAAAGCAUGAUCAAUAUAACUAUUAAAAUUUUGCUAAACCGUGCAAAAUACAAAACUGAGCUAUAAACAGCAAUUGUGAUUACCAUUAACAUGAUCAUAACAGGCUUGAUUUAUUUUCACAAGCUUUUCACAUAUUAUUCCUGUAAUCUAAUGCAAUCAAAUGUUGAAGAGUGUAAAUUUAACCUGAAUUGACAUUGCAGCAACAUUAUUGAAUAAUGUUGAAUGACCAUUGUUAUUUGCUUGUGUUUCUAUGUUAGAACAAUGUUGCUGUACUAACAUUGGUGAUUUAAUGUUGGUUUCUUAACAAUCUUAAUAAUAUUUUCUUUUUCAUUUAGAAUAAUGCAGCAUCCAUUUGCUUAACAAAGAUUAUACAAUUUUUGUUUUUAGCUUUAUCACCUUGCACUUCUAGGGUCUGAGUUCGAUUCCCACUUCUUUGUGCAUGGAUAUUGCAUGUUCUUCCCAUGUUUGGUAGGUUUUCUCCAGGUUCCUCCAAGAGUCCAAAGACAUGCAUAUUAGGUUUAUUGGCAUUCACAAAUUGCCCAUAGUUUGCAUGUGUCUGUGCCCUGCAAUGGAUUAGCACCAAGUCUAGUGUGUAACCAUAUUUAUUUAAGAAAAUUAUGAUAAUCAUAACAGCCUACUGCAUUUUAUUCUUACAGUAUAAUCUGCUGACGCAGUAUCACGUCCUGAAAAUGAAUAAAUUUUAUAGUCA
Molecule: messenger RNA, 1323 nt
Organism: Clarias gariepinus (North African catfish)
Lineage: Eukaryota; Metazoa; Chordata; Actinopteri; Siluriformes; Clariidae
Product: beta-microseminoprotein E1-like
Exons: 4
Coding region: 70-396 (108 amino acids)
Source: RefSeq, a predicted model, not a curated record